AGGAGGUCCUUGUGUUAAAAGCGUCGCGCCAUUAGCUUAGCCCCAAAUUCGCACUUCCUAUUUCCGCAACGACAAAGAGCUCGGGAACUCCAAAUUUGCGCAGUUAUCUAUGGGCGAAGUCAUGGAGGCGCCUGUCGAAGGCCUAGAUCGCCGUCGUGAACGUAGUCCAGCCAAGUCUGCCGACGAGGACGAGCCUUCUCCACCACCACCACCUCCUCCUCCUCACCCACGACGAGGCCGUGACCGGGACUCCCGGGAACGGAGGGAUGAAAGGGACUUGGAUAGGCGAGGUGGCCGUGGUAGCAAGGACUUUGAUCGUAACCAGUCCCCGUCGCCUCCCCCGCUUCGGGAGCGUGACCACAAGCGGAGCCGCCCCAGCUCCAGCCCUCCUCCGCCUCCCUACCGCAAUCGUCGAGGUGGUCACUCUCCUCCCUCAAGACGCUCAUCGCCUCAUUAUUCCCACAAGCGAUCCCGGAGGGAUGAGUAUGAUGGCCGACGUGGAAGCCCUAGAGGAGGAUAUGGACCUGGUGAACGGAGGUUUAGUGGUGGGCUUGACAAUCCAUCUGGCCACGAGCGUGAAAAGGGGGGAAGGCAUAGAUAUCCAGAUGAGAGGCCUCAUGCUCGAUAUGGUGGGCGUUCUUCUGACUGGGAUUCUAGUCGGAGUGGAUAUGGAGAUGCUGUUGUAUCACGAGGUUCUCAAAGAGAAGGAUUGAAAUCAUAUAAACAGUUCAUUCAGGAACUUGAAGAUGAUAUCUUGCCAGCUGAAGCUGAGCGCAGGUAUCGAGAAUACAAGUCUGGAUAUAUUGAAGCGCAAAAAAGAGCCUAUUUUGAUGAACAUAAAGAUGAAGAAUGGUUAAAAGACAAGUACCACCCUACAAAUUUAGUUACUGCUAUAGAAAGGAGAAAUGAGCAUGCACAGAAAUUGGCAAAAGAAUUCCUUCUUGAUUUGCGAAGUGGAACAUUAGACUUAGGCCCUGGUGUUACUUCUACACGCUCAAACAAGACAGAACAGUCUAGCAACCCCAAUUCGGAUGAUGAAGCAGAUACUGAUGACAAAAGAAGACGGCAUGGCAGGGAGCUAUCCAAAGAUGUUAUGUUACUUUCACAAGCUCCAAAGGCUCACCCAGUCAGUUCUGAGCCCAGACGAAUUCUUAUUGACAUUGAACAAGCACAGACACUUGUGGGGAAGCUCGAUUCAGAAAAGGCAAUCGAAGAAAACAUAUUAUCCCGAUCUGAUAAUGAUAGAGGGAACAGGGACAAGAGCAAUGUGAGUUCUGGCCCAGUUGUUGUAGUAAGGGGGUUAACUUCAGUUAAAGGUCUUGAGGGAGCUGAGCUUCUAGAGACUCUUCUAACUUAUCUUUGGCGCAUUCAUGGUGUGGAUUACUAUGGUAUGUCUGAAACAAAUGAAGGCAAGGGCCUCAGACAUGUGAUAUUUGAUGGCACAACUUCUGAAAUGAGUAGUAAUGGGGCUGAUUGGGAGGCAAAACUAGAUUCAUAUUGGCAAGAGAGGCUGAAAGGUCAAGAUCCCUUGGAGGUCAGAACUGCCAAGGAUAAAAUUGAUACAGCUGCAGUUGAAGCCUUAGAUCCUUAUGUCCGCAAAAUUAGGGAUGAGAAGUAUGGGUGGAAGUAUGGUUGUGGUGCGAAGGGUUGUACAAAGCUCUUUCACGCUGCUGAGUUUGUUCAUAAACACUUAAAGUUGAAGCACACAGAGUUGGUGUUGGAGCUGACUUCUACAGUCCGUAAGGAUUUAUACUUCAAGAAUUACAUGAACGACGAAAAUGCACCUGGUGGAACGCCUGUUAUGCUGCCAUCUCAGCCGAAAGAAAAGUUGCAGAAGCAAAGGCCAAGUCUAGAAAGCCGACUGAAGGACAAUAGAGGUGACCGAAGAGAACGCAACGGUGUUCUAAAUGGCAGUGAAACACUUGAUAGGUCAGAGAACCCACUGUCGGAUAAAUUUUCUAAGGAUAAUGAUGGAGGCAAUCCUGAUGAGCAAAUGUUUGAUUCAUUUGGUGGACAUGGGAUACCUGUUGCUGCUUUCCAUUCAGAUAUAACCCCUCCCCCUGUGCUGAUGCCUGUACCUGGGGCUGGUCCCUUGGGGCCUUUUGUUCCUGCACCUCCUGAAAUUGCAAUGCAGAUGUUUCGAGAGCAAGGCGGUGGCCCUGCUCCAUUUGAAGGUGGUAGAAAUGGAAGGCAAGGGCUUCACAUGGGUGGAUCGGCCCCAAUCAUUGCUUUACCCCAUAGACUUCGGCAGGAUCCUAGGCGUUUACGAAGCUAUCAAGAUCUUGAUGCACCCGAGGAUGAAGUAACAGUGAUAGAUUAUCGGAGCUUGUAGAAUCAUAUGGCUUAUAGUAUGUUUUCUCUUGUAAUAACACUUUACCCUUGAAUUGUUUUAUUGAGGCAAUAUAGCCAAUUUUUAAAUAUUUUAUUGAUAACCUCGUUUGGUGCAGGCUACUUGUUUAUUUUUUAGUGUAGGUUAUAUAAUCAUAAUUGGGAUUAAGUACAUGAUUAUUUGAUUAUAUCCUUCUCAACCCCACUUUUGAUAUUUCACUAGACAUAACCGAGCACAUUUUUGUUAAUGU
This is a messenger RNA of Cuscuta campestris, 2579 nucleotides long. Lineage: Eukaryota; Viridiplantae; Streptophyta; Magnoliopsida; Solanales; Convolvulaceae. The record is from the annotation of a GenBank genome assembly.